Branchiostoma belcheri (Belcher's lancelet) is the source of this 876-nucleotide messenger RNA. Its product is annotated as epidermal growth factor-like protein 8. The coding region runs from base 23 to 433 and encodes 136 amino acids. The record is from RefSeq and is a predicted model, not a curated record. NCBI's taxonomy places the organism in Eukaryota, Metazoa, Chordata, Leptocardii, Amphioxiformes, Branchiostomatidae. Gene Ontology annotation, molecular function: calcium ion binding. The transcript is spliced from 4 exons.
UCGAGAGAUCGCCACUGACAACAUGAAGAGAGAGUGUCCGUGCGCUGUUUACUGUGUCGUCCUACUUGUUCUUGUUGUGGUUGUUGGGAACACCUUGGCUCUGACUGGUCCACCUGGUAGUGUAUGCGGCAGUCAGUGUUGUGACGGGUGGGACCAAGUUGGGGACACCUGCGUCCACUGCUACUACCCAUGUAUACACGGCACCUGUGUGGACACUAACGUCUGUGAGUGUGAGCCUGAGUGGGAAGGACACGAUUGCAGUUAUGAUAUUGAUGAAUGCUGGUACGGGCAUCACGCCUGUCACCACAACUGUCACAACAACGAUGGAUGUUACACCUGUUUCUGUGAUGUCGGCUUCCAGCUCAUCAACUCUACACACUGCGUCAUCUCUCCAACCUCCGACAUCAGCAGUACUCCGGCGGGCCUUCCUUAACGGGCUACGGAGAUUUCUGCACACCGUGUCACAGCUAUAACAACAACUGUGGGCAGGGCAACAGCACAAACUACACAUAGAAUCACCGACACCACAGCUAGCGGUUUGCGUACAACCCCCAUGGUCGCGACGACACCACAGCCACUACCACUGUCAACAGGGUAACAACAAACCGUUCACGAAGAACCACCGAUGCUAAAGUUAGCAGUUUACGCACAGAUUCCACGGCUACUUUACCAACAACAAGAACAACAGCAACAGCUACUACAAGCUCUUCACAGAGAAACACUAGGAUCACCUCUAGAGGUUCACACACACACACGUUCUACAGCCACAGCAACUGUGGAGAGAACAACGACAAACCCUCCACAGACAACCACCGAGACCGCGGAUACAAGUUCCACAGCCACAACUACAGCUUCCGUUACAACACUGAGGACCAC